AUGCCUCCUCGAAGCAAGGCGGUUCCGCCUGAAGUGAAACAAAAAAUGAUACUCGAUCACAUACGCUCAACUUCUACUUGUCACACACUCAAAGACUUGGAGAAGAUGCUACCAUCUGUGGCUAGUAUCAACGGUAUCCAGGUCAAGGAUUUCAUCAUUGGCUUGUUGAACGAGAACAAAAUACGCAUGGAAAAGAUUGGCAGCAACAACUGGUACUGGAGCUUUCCUAGUGAUGAGAAACGUGAGCGUGAAAAUGUACACGAGCGAUUACUUCGGGAUUUGAAUCGCCUCACCAAAACUGUUGAACAACUUGAAGACCAAGUACAAAAAAAGCAAGUUAAAGCCAAAGAGGAGGAAGGGACUCGUGACUCUAUAGAUAUUGAGACAGAAAGACGGACUCUAAUGGAACAAAAGGCUGAGCUGAUUACUGAAAUCGAGCGGUUGCAAGCACAGAAGACUGCUUUCGAAGACAAUGGCGCCUCUAAAAUCAAGCAAAAGACCAAGGAAAUCAACAUAUGGAAGCUGGGAACAGAAACUUGGGAAGACAAUAUCAGCGUUAUGGAGCAGUAUCUUCACAAACUUGCCGGUGGGGAUCGCGCACUAGUGGAGGCAAUCAAGAAGCAAUGCUAUGGCGAUGAUUACGAGGAUGAUCAUGACAUGUCUGAGUCGCAGUAUUGA
This is a messenger RNA of Talaromyces marneffei, 678 nucleotides long. RefSeq lists its product as uncharacterized. The record is from RefSeq and is a predicted model, not a curated record. Gene Ontology annotation, biological process: reciprocal meiotic recombination. Gene Ontology annotation, molecular function: double-stranded DNA binding. Lineage: Eukaryota; Fungi; Ascomycota; Eurotiomycetes; Eurotiales; Trichocomaceae. The transcript has 2 exons. The coding region runs from base 1 to 678 and encodes 225 amino acids.